This is a messenger RNA of Aspergillus niger, 795 nucleotides long. RefSeq lists its product as hypothetical. The coding region runs from base 1 to 795 and encodes 264 amino acids. The record is from RefSeq and is a predicted model, not a curated record. Lineage: Eukaryota; Fungi; Ascomycota; Eurotiomycetes; Eurotiales; Aspergillaceae. The transcript has 2 exons.
AUGAAGAACACCAACAACGACAACCCCAAUAACAAUGACCACAUCCACUCCCUCCUCAAAUUCCAGUGGCUCGCCUCCCUCCUGAGAAAGCUCUCGACCCUCACCCUCCGCGACUACUUUAUCAACCUAAGCGUCCUCAUCUGCAUUAUUGGCCUCUUCGCCCUGGCAUACCGAAUCGGCAGCAACACGAUGCGCUGCCAGCGAUGCCGAGUAGACCGGGCCGCUCAGCGCGAGGAGAGGAAAGCUCGGCGGGCGUAUAAGGCCGCUGCGAGGAGACACCGAUGGAGGCAGUGGUGGGAGGGGAAGACUUCGUAUUCUGCUUACUAUUGUCAGGAUCAGGAGGUUGUUGGUGUUGAUGAUGGGGCGGUUGUAAUGGCGUCUAUUGGUGUGCCAGAGAGGGAUGUGGAGAUGGGGAGGCUGUCUGAUGAUGAGGAGGAGGGUGGUGCAGAGUUGAGGGUGUUUGGUGGAUCGGGUGGGAUUGCGAAUGCUACUGCUUCUGCUACUAUGCAUGCAGAGAUUCAGGGCUUCAGACAGGCGUUGGAGUAUGUGGGGGAGUUGGUGAGGGAGAGUGCCCCGUCGCGGGCUAAGGUGGUAGUGGAUCAGGAAGUAGGUGGUUAUAAUGUGGAUGUGGAUGUAAAGGGUGGAAGUGGGGAGGGAUCGGAUACGGAGGCGUCGUCGACGGUCGGGUUGGCGACGGUUACCUUGUCGACGGAGACGAGUAGCUUGAAGAGUGUGGAUUUAUGGGGUCGCCGCCGCCCAGCUAUCAUUCGUGAGGGACAAUGGCUUCAAGUGUAA